Bombyx mandarina (wild silkworm) is the source of this 3867-nucleotide messenger RNA. RefSeq names its product Heterogeneous nuclear ribonucleoprotein at 27C (gene Hrb27C). Gene Ontology annotation, molecular function: mRNA binding. Lineage: Eukaryota; Metazoa; Arthropoda; Insecta; Lepidoptera; Bombycidae. Gene Ontology annotation, cellular component: cytoplasm. The record is from RefSeq and is a predicted model, not a curated record. Gene Ontology annotation, biological process: regulation of translation.
GGUUGGUCCGCCAUCAUAAUCACUCGUGUGGGUCUGUGCUUGUGUGGUUUGGGUGUCUUUACCGGUGCCAACCUUUAUUUUUAAUUAGUAGUAAGGUAUGCGUAUGAAUCCAGACAUGGACGAUGAUGAGAAGGGAAAACUAUUUGUUGGAGGACUAUCAUGGGAAACAUCCCAAGAGAACUUGCAACGCUAUUUCUCACGUUAUGGCGAAGUGAUCGACUGUGUCGUCAUGAAGAAUAGCGAGUCAGGACGUUCGAGGGGCUUUGGUUUCGUGACAUUUGCUGAUCCUUCACUGGUCAACCUCGUGCUACAGAAUGGACCUCAUCAACUUGAUGGCAGGACCAUCGACCCUAAGCCGUGCAAUCCUCGCACUCUUCAAAAACCGAAACGUGGCGGUGGAUACCCUAAGGUGUUCCUUGGCGGGCUGCCAUCGAACGUUACCGAAACCGAUCUCAGGGUAUUUUUCGGACGCUAUGGGAAGGUCAUGGAGGUGGUCAUUAUGUAUGAUCAAGAGAAGAAAAAGUCUAGGGGUUUUGGAUUCUUGUCUUUCGAGGAUGAAAUUUCUGUUGAGAGAGUGACCCAAGAACACUUCAUUAAUCUCAACGGGAAGCAGGUUGAGAUAAAGCGCGCUGAGCCUCGAGACGGGUCUGGCAAGCUCGGGUCGGGAGGCGGCGGCAUGGGCGGCGGCGCCAUGAACGCGCCCGGGGACGCGCCCGCCGCCGGCCAGUGGGGGCCGCCCGCCGCGCCCAUGAACAUGAUACAGGGACACAACGGACAGAUGGGAGGACCGCCCAUCAACAUGCCCAUGGCAGGCCCUAACAUCAUGCAAGGGUACCAGGGCUGGGGCACGUCGCCGGGGCAGACGUCGUACGCGGGGUACGGCGCGGCGGGCGCGGGCGCGGGGCCCGGCAACUACCAGGGCUGGGGCGCGCCGCCCGCCCCGCAGGCGCCGCCGCACGCGCCCGCCUGGCCCGCCACCAACAACUACACGCAGCACGCGCAGCCGCCCGCGCAGUCCUACGGCAGCUACGCGAACUAUAGCUCCGGGCCGGCGGGCGCCUCGGCCGGCGGCAGCUGGACCAACUGGAAUAUGCCCCAGAACUCUAACUCUACUGGUUCUGGGUCGUACGUGCCGCUGUCGGAGGGCGGUGAGAUGUACGGUCGCGGGGGCGGUGCGGCGGCGGGCGGCGCGCCCCUCACCACGCCGCUCUCCUCGGCCGCGCUCUCCAAGUCCUCCUCCGCCGACUACUCCGCCUACCAGCAGUACCCGCCCGCCUACCAGCAGGACCAGGGGUCGUCGUACGGCGGCGGCGCGUCCCGCUACGGCGGCGAGUACCAGCAGCCCGCCGCGCAGCCGCCAGGUGUGCACGCGCAUCCGCAUCACGCGCCCAAACACUUCAACAACGAGUUUAACAAGGAGUGGCCCGCCGCAUAAACACAUCACACGCCCGCACACACCGCCCGCGCACGCACAGUGCCCGCGCACUGCCCCCGCCCUACCCCCGCCCUGCCCCCGCCCUACCGACUAGCCCCACACCGCACACAGCCGCACAGGUAAGGGAGAGCUGUGUGCCGUGACCGGGCGCCCCCCCGACGUGCCCCCCCCACCCAUAGCAAUACGAGAAAUAUUAGCUAAAAUGUUCGUGUUUAUAUAAAAGUAUUGAUGUUGUAAAACGCAGUUUUGUACAUGAAACGUAGUUAAAAGAAUUGAAGAAAAUAUUAAUUUUAAGAUCGCAUUUAUGACGAUGCAAAAUAAAUGGACAUACAAAAUAUAGACUUACAAAAAAUAUAAAUAUUGCCCUUCGAGAACGUGGUAAAGACCGACUGCAUUGACACAAACCCACACGCUGUUAACGUUUAUCGUAAGCAUAUUAAAAUAAUUAAAUUAAAUAAUUUUUUUAGAAGUUAAUUCGUUCGUCUCUUAAUUCGAUAAGUAAAUAAUGUAUUUAUCUCUUCUCUGAACGCUGGCGAAGUAAAUGAUAUUAUAGUUGUUUUGGAUUUGAGCUCGUCGUGAGAACAUCGGCGCAGGAGAAUGAUAUUACUCGGCUCUGUCGCGACCCCCGGCCCGCCCGGACGACGCGUGCUCGUGUACAACGAACGUACACUCUCUUUUUAUUCACUUUGCUUUUAUUAUUCUUAUAUGGAUGUGGGCUUUUUUUUCGUAGAUAUUUUUCUUUAGUUUUCAUGUUUCGAAUGUUUUUAUUUUCUCUCUCCACUAGUGGAGGAUUAGUUUGUGAAUUGAUUUCUUUUAAUGACGCCGGGCUGCCCGCGCCCCGGGUCCGCCCCGGCGCCCCGCGACGGACGCAUUUGACAGACAAUGUUAAACAAGGCCAAUUUUAGGGGAAAGAAGUCACCUAAAGAACUUAACUUAAGCUAAUGACUUGUAUAAAUAUUUCGUAUAUAUAUCGGUAUGUAUGUUUAAUAUUAGAGUUUUGGUUGUUUACCACCCACUAGACUUAGGAAAACGGUAGGUUUUUAAUGAAAUAAUUGUGUUAUAAUAAAUAUUUAACGAAACAUAGUAUGACUGAUCGUGUUGUAAUAAUUUUAAUUUUGUCCCGUUUUUUAAAGAAAAGGGAACGUACUGUAUAAAUAGUAAUUUUAAUAAUUUUUUCUAAUACGCAUUUUUAGUUUAUCGCAGUUUAUAUAUAUAUAAUUUUUUGUUCGUUUAAGUUGAUAAUAAAAUUAAUACGUUAUAAAUUAAAUAUACCUGCCAAAUUGUUAACGAGUAAGCGAUAAUAUCGUUAAAAGAAGCUCAAGCAUUUAGAUAUAGAAGGGCCGAGCCGUAUCCUCAGCUCGGGCACCCCUCGCGUGGACCGCGUGUAAAUAGGUCAUAAUAUUAAUGGAUUCUCUCGCCACAGGUAGAAUCAAAGGGUCUGUUUGGUUCCCGCGACUCGUAGUCUUCCCUGGCCGCGCUCAUUUAAACGUAUGCGAUAAACACACUGGCAAUUUUAGGGAAUUAAAUUAGCGUUUUUAGUUUCAUGUUAAAAAAUAAUCGUAACUAUAGAGGUCGGAAUAUUUGCCCCCAAUCGCGUGUAGUUUGAGGGCGCGUACGUCGCGUCUCUCCCAACCUGUCCGAUACGAAGUGAGGUUAUAAUUUAAAAUAACAAUGUUAGAUUAAAUUUAAUGUUAGUCCUUUACUGUGUACUAUAUCGCUCAAUCGUUUGACCGAUCGACUGAUUAAAAUUUUAGUGUUUAAGCUAAGUAAUUAAUCUCGGACAGCGGGAGGGAUCGAGGCUGCAGCGGACGCGCCCGGUUUAAGCGCGCUAGAUAUAUUUGUUAUAAAACGUUCUUACAUUGCAUACGAAAAAUUGAUUGAUGAUUACAUUCAAUGCAUAAUUAACGGUUUAGAUUAGGAUUAUUUAAGAUCGCUCCAUAAGUAAAUUAUAAUUUGUUGUAUCCAUUGAGGAACAUAGUGAAGUCUGUAAGCAAAUUUUAUUUAAGGGGUCCGCGGCGAGGGGUGCCGCGUCCCGUGUUAACGAUAAAAAUAGUGAAAAUGAGAAUGCCUUUAACAUUGUGAUGUUCAUAGUUAACUGAUAAUUGGAUACAUUUCUAAUAGUUAUAUUUGUAACAGUUCGGAUUGCGCGUACAGUUAUAUAGGAAGUUGAAACUCGUACAUUUAAGUAACAAUGAUCGUCUUAAUAACGUCGGCGCGUCUUAGGUUAGGUUGUCUCGAUUCAUUCCUCUCGCGUUCCUUUAGUCUGCAAUCUCUCGACCUCCUUCCUUGGUUCGUUUACGAUUUCUAUGUUUAAAUAGUAUUCGACUCGCCGAGCAUAGGUUUAACGUACAACCACCGAUAGCGAACGAAUGAAACCGUUCGAAUCUGUUUGUUAAUGUUAGGAAAAGUUGCCUUACAAAAAAAAAAAAAAA